Molecule: messenger RNA, 2894 nt
Organism: Cyclopterus lumpus (lumpfish)
Lineage: Eukaryota; Metazoa; Chordata; Actinopteri; Perciformes; Cyclopteridae
Gene: popdc1
Product: blood vessel epicardial substance
Exons: 8
Coding region: 170-1258 (362 amino acids)
Cellular component (GO): sarcolemma
Molecular function (GO): cAMP binding
Source: RefSeq, a predicted model, not a curated record
AGUCUCUCAAUGUCAACUGUGUGGAAUGUGCGACGAACAUUGAGCAGCCACCCCAGAGUCCAGCCUGAAGUCACCAGCAGUGUAUCCAGUAUUUCACAGACAUCCUUCGUCCUACUUUGCUGCACCAUCGGCUGCUGCUGAAUCGUUUUCAAGGUAACCCUACUGCAAGAUGUCUUCUACCCCAGAGCUGCACCCCCUCCUCUUCCCAACGCUGCCCCCCUUCCCCCCAGCCACUCCAGGAGUCCAGGCCGCGGCGCUCAAUGCCACCUCUUGCGAGGAGUGGGAGCAGACCCACCACCUCCUCUUUCAUCUGGCGAGUCUGUCCCUGUUGUUGGGCCUGGUCAUCCCCACCACCCUUGGCCUGCACAUGAUCCUGUUGCGCCUCCUCUUGAUGACAGGAUGUGGUCUCUUCAUUGUGUGGGCGACUCUGUACAGGUGCAACCUGGAUGUGAUGGUUUGGAAUGUGGUAUUUCUGGUGGUCAACUUCAUGCACUUGUUCUUCCUCCUGUACAAGCACAGACCGAUUAAGAUCGACAGGGAGUUGCGGUCAGUCUACAAGCGGAUGUUUGAGCCCCUCCACGUGCAGGAAGCUUUGUUUCAGAGGCUCACAGGGCAGUUCUGCACCAUCCAGACACUGAAGAAGGGCCAGGUCUACGCUGCCGAGGACAAAACCUCUGUGGAUGAACGCCUCAGCAUUCUCCUCAAAGGAAAGAUGAAGGUAUCGUAUCGAAGUCAUUUUCUUCACAACAUCUAUACCAAUUCAUUCAUUGACUCUACAGAGUUCAGGUCCACUGAGAUGCACAGAGGAGAGAAGUUUCAGGUGACCAUCAUGGCAGAGGAGAACUGUAAAUUCCUGUGUUGGUCUCGAGAGAGGCUCACCUACUUCCUGGAGUCAGAUACUUUCCUAAAUGAGGUGUUCAGGUACCUCAUUGGCAAAGACAUCACCAACAAACUGUACUCUCUAAAUGACCCCACACUCAGUGACAAGGCGGUGAAGAAGAUGGACCGUCAGCCCAGCCUAUGCUCUCAGCUGUCUAUGAUGCAGAUGAGGAACAGCAUGGCGAGCAGCAGCGACACUGAUGAUGUCCUUAACCAGAUCCUACGAGGAGGUUCUGUUGGAUCAUCACUCCAAAAAUCCCCUGGCACCAAGACCUCUUCAAAGAUGAAGCCCAUCGAAGAAGGCAUGGAAGAUGAUGUUUUUGAAGUAUCUUCUUCCAAAUCUCACCGUAUACCCAGCACUUCCACUGAGGAAGUGUAACCAGCAGGGGAAGAAUACACAAGAUCAAAUGAAUGCACAUCUUCUUUAGCAACAACUAGAAUCUGAUAGAAGAUAUACAUUUUCUUUUUCGAAGCCACUAGAAAUAACUUCAGGGAUUACUCCAGGGGUCCUGGCUCGCUCCCAGAGCUGCCAUAGACCACCAUAGAGCUAGCACCCUAUCACAGUCUCAGACUGAGAGCUGACUGCUUUUUUAUUUUGAUUUAUGAACAAUACUAACAUACAUAGAAAUAACUGUUUGCACAUCUCUAACUCUCUUUUUCUUGCUGACUUGAAGAGAGAAUAUAAUUUGUGUUUGGUAGAUUAUGUCUCUGUUGUAACAAUGCUUCUUGACAAUAAAUUGUAUACCGUUGGAAAGCCUGUUAAUUUCACUUUUUGAAUGGCGCCCCAUUUGUAAGGAACAUGCAUUUGUGGGAUGAGCAGCACAGCAGAGUAUCUGGGUUGCGCCCAUGAAUAAUUUGCUGAAUCUUUUCUUCCAAUGCCAAUAUUCUGAUAUUGCUAUUGACUCUUGUUUAGUGGAUUGGAUGAUUGAAGUACAUCAGUAACAAGAAGAAACAAGACCUAUUGGCAAUUUUACAAUUUCAUUGUGAAUUAAUUAAUUUAACAAACAGUCAGGAGCCUUAGUAGUGUGUGGAAGAACCAUACACAACAGCCUGGCACCUCCUCCUCAUGCUGGCCAGCCAGGUCACAAACUGCUGUGGGAUGGUAUUCCACUUCUCAAGCAGGAUUUGUUGCAAGUUACAUUUCAUUUAGCUGAAAUCCAAAGCGACUUACACUAUAGACACAGCUACGGAGAACAAUAUAGGGUGAUGUAUCUUGCUCAAGGACACAUCGACUAGGGCCAUGAGCUGGGAUCGAACAGGCAAUCCUCUGAUUGAAAGACGGACCUGCUAACCCACAGUCGCAAGUCAGCCAACGUGGUCGUGUUGGUCACUCUAGCACGAACAGCACGCCCCGAGCUGAUCCCUCAAGUGUUCAAUUGGGUUGAGGUCAGGACUAUUGGCAGGCAAUUCCAUCCUCUCUACUCUCAAAUUCUGGAGGGAGUCUCUGAUAAACCCCGCUGGGGGUCAUCUUGGAGGAUGGAGUUCGGUCCAAGACUGUGGAGAAAUGUGAUUGCCUCUGAUUGCUAAAUCUCACCUCGAUAUAUCUCUGCAUUGAGAUUGCCUCUAAUGAAAACAAGCCUUGUUUUUCCAGUGAUGGAGAUGCCGCCAACACCAUCACACUGCCUCCACCAAAAGGUGUUACUCUAUUGGUCCAGCAAUCAGCAUAGCAUUAUCCCCAUCUUCUCCACACGUUGACCAUACCAUAUCAUGUGUGUUACACCUUUUACAACAGAAUAUUUGUGAGGAUUUUUAAUUCUUUUAGAGAAAAUAUUUUAUUCAACAAUGUAUUCUUUUUUUGAAUGUUGAAACAGAAAGCGCUACAUAGAUGUCGUUUAAACAUUUUGAGUGAAAGGUCUAGUCCUGAUACUGUUAGUUCUAUAUUAAAGCUUUAGAUUAAAUACUUAUUGGGACUACACUGUUGCGAACCAUAAAAUGAAUCAUAGUUUUUUAGUUUUCUGUAUCUACUUUUUUUACCAUUUGUUUUCAAAUGUACUCAUUAAACUCAAAUAAAUGGC